Oldenlandia corymbosa var. corymbosa is the source of this 1061-nucleotide messenger RNA. The record is from the annotation of a GenBank genome assembly. Lineage: Eukaryota; Viridiplantae; Streptophyta; Magnoliopsida; Gentianales; Rubiaceae.
UCAGGGAUAAGAUAUUUUGUGGGAGUAUAUAAUGUCAUGAUCAAUCACAGGUUGGUAUUUAAUCUAAACGGACUUAUAAAAGGAUCUGACAUAUCUGGACCGUCUAUCUAAAAGAAAAUCUAAGGUGUUGAUUAGCUCCAGCUCAUCGAUCCCCCUGAAACCUCACGAACCAAUUACAAUCAAACUCGAUUGCCUUUAUAAACUUACGGCUUCCCCUCAUAGAGAAUAAGCGAGUGGUUACGAAACCCCAAGUACGAUUCUAAAGAAUCCAAAACCUCUACGUUGUUGUUUUCUACAUUCAUCUGAAAUUUCCGAUGGCAAAGGCAGAGAAGAAGCCGACGGCAGGGAAGAAGCCAGCGGUGAGCGAGGAGAAGAAGCCCUCCAAGGCAGAGAAGAAGAUCCCGGCAAAAGACGCCGGCGCCGGCAUCGAUAAGAAGAAGAAGAAGGCCAAGAAGAGCAGCGAGACGUACAAGAUUUACCUGUUCAAGGUGCUGAAACAGGUUCACCCUGACAUUGGGAUCUCCGGCAAGGCCAUGGGAAUCAUGAACAGUUUCAUCAACGAUCUGUUUGAGAAAUUGGCCCAGGAGUCGGCCCGCCUCGCUCGCUACAACAAGAAGCCCACCAUCACCUCUCGGGAGAUCCAGACGUCGGUGAAGCUUGUCCUUCCCGGCGAAUUGGCUAAACACGCCGUUUCUGAAGGGACCAAGGCCGUCACCAAGUUCACCAGCGCUUGAGAUUUUCGUUGGUUUUUUUUUAUUUUUUAUUUAAUGGUUUCAAAUAAUUAGGAAGAAUUCGUAGAUAUCUGAUUGUUCAUAUCGUCAGAUUAUAGCAUGGGAUAGGUCGAAAUGGUGAUGGUUUGUUGGAAUUGGAGGACAAAAGAUUGUGAUUAGGGAUUAAUCUUUUUAAUUGAUUCCUUAAUUUUCGUUACGAUUUGGUACAUUUUUUAAUUUUUCUUUUUUGUUUUGUUAUUUCGGCGAGUAAUGAGCACGUAACAUAGACGACAGCAGACUAGCGCCGGCCUUAACCCCUAAUGCAAGAGAGAAGGGAGUUAUUUAAUGACA